UGUUAAAUUUAUAACAAAAACAAAAUCUCUCUCUCUCUAUCUCUCUCUCCCUCACUCAUUAUAUAUAUCCAUAUACUAAUUGAAACAAUAAUAUACAAAUUAACAAAAAAAAAACAGACAACAAAAAUAAAAUAAAAUAAAAAAAUCACAUAAAACUUCCCCCGAAGCAAUAACAAAAAAUAAUAUAACAGAUAAUAAUAAACUAAUAUAAUAAUUUAAAAAUAUUUAAAUAUACAUAAAUAUAUAUAUAUAAAAUUUUCUUUUUGAUUUCGAACGUCAAUGACAGAACGUGUUUUCAAUGGAGGGCGACACAGUCGUGUUAGUCCAUCACCAGGACGUGGUAGUAAAGUUGCUUAUUCACCAUUACCAAGAUCAGAUCCACAGGAUAUGGAAUUAAAUAGAAAUUGUUUAGCGAUUCCAUUAUCAUCGAUUCAAACUGAAAAAACACCAGACAAAUUUACAGAGCGAUGUGGCCCCGUAUUAACGGGUGCUACAUACACCCUAACCUCAUCUUCCUGUGAUGUGGAUGCACCCCAACCUUUAGUCGAUCGUAGACCAUCAGUAUCAUACUUAAAAUGGACAGCUAGGAAUGAUGCGCAUACGCCUACCGCUGCCAGGCAAGUAAGUUUUGGUGGUGCAGGAUCUGCUCGUACCGAACCGAUAUCAUUAGCUACAUUAGAUCGUGAUUGUUUUAUAAUACCAGUUCAUAGUUUAGAUAGAUUUUUGCCAGCAGGUAUACCGUUACCUCCGCCAUCAGCUGAUGGUGCUGUGUCAAAUAGUCCAUUAAGUGUACUGGAAGUAUCAGAUCCAAAAGUAUGUGUAUUAGUCCAUUUAAUGAGUCCACUGGAACCAAUAGAUCCAGUUUUAGAAUCACCUUUAGCUCAUCCGUUGUUAAAACAGCGUGCCGUUGCUGCCGAAUUGCUCAAUGAAGUCCAACAAGCCAAUACAGCAUGUGGUGGAAUGCUUUUAGCCAAUAUGGAAAGAAAUGCGGAAUUUCCUUUCAUAGCCUAUUAUGUGAUAAAUACAACACAAACGGAUCCUUCUAAUUUUUAUUCUGGUUUACGUGUUUCGUCAUUAACUAAAUUUGAGCCAAAAAAUUUAAGAUACACUGCCGCUCAUACUUUAGACCUUUAUUGUGAAGUUGCAGCAAUAUGUCGUCCUCCUUUAAGUGUGACCCCAAAUGAAAUUGGGAAUUUAAAGAAAUCUCAAACGCCAUCAACUGGUUACAUAAUAAGCGUAUACAAAGUGUUCGAGGGGGAUGAUGGGGAGCGUUUCGAAAAGAACUGGUUAUAUUGGACUGGUGCCAGAAUGCUUUACAGAUAUUUACCACGUACAGCCGGCCUUAAACGUAUUGCAUUACAUAAAAGUAUUUCACAGAAAGGUGAUAAAAUGUAUCUGUUAAUUUGUGAAUGUUCGGAUUUGCUUAAAGAUAUAUCAGCAGCUGCAUUCCUUAUACCAGCUUUACGUGCUCGCUUAUGCGGUUAUACAGGAUUGUACCGACCAAUACAAGCAUUUUAAAAGAUUUUCCUUUUUUUGUGCUAAGAGUGUUCUAAUUUUAUUUAUUUAUUUUUUAUUUAAAAUGUUAAUAAUAUAGGCAUAUAAAAUAUUUUAUAUUUUAUUUUUUUUUAAAUUAUCAUAAAUUUAAAACAUUUUGUAUGUAUAAAAAGAGAAAACAACGCAUAAGUAAAUUUUUGUUUAUUCGAUAAUUAAUUUAAAAAAAAUUUAUGUAUACUUAUAUAAAAAUUUAUAAUUAAUUUUAAAUAUUUUCUUAUUAUUAAUUAAGUUAAAAUAUUCAAUCAUUUUAUAAAAAAAAAAUAUAAAAAAAUUAAAAAAAAAAG
Molecule: messenger RNA, 1838 nt
Organism: Condylostylus longicornis
Lineage: Eukaryota; Metazoa; Arthropoda; Insecta; Diptera; Dolichopodidae
Exons: 10
Coding region: 280-1518 (412 amino acids)
Source: RefSeq, a predicted model, not a curated record